AAUAUAGAUCCGGCAAGAGCUUAGCUGUGAUCACUCCUAGCUGCUCAGCAAACCACUGAGGUUCCUGGGAAAAAAAAAAUAUCUCAAGGGUGUGUUAACUUGGGACACUUGUUAACUGGGGGACCUUCUGGAGGCUUUUUUCCUUCUUUUUAAAAAUCAUCUUUGAUUAUUCUUCUUUUCUAGUAAAAUAAUAUUUAGAAAAAAUAAUGUCAGAGCACGGCAGAAAUUCAGAUCAAGAAGAACUUCUCGAUGAGGAGAUUAAUGAAGAUGAAAUCUUGGCCAACUUGUCUGCUGAAGAGCUGAAAGAACUGCAGUCGGAAAUGGAAGUCAUGGCCCCUGACCCCAGCCUUCCCGUGGGAAUGAUUCAGAAAGAUCAAACUGACAAGCCACCGACAGGAAACUUCAAUCAUAAAUCUCUUGUUGAUUAUAUGUAUUGGGAAAAGGCAUCCAGGCGCAUGUUGGAAGAUGAACGAGUUCCUGUCACCUUUGUGAAAUCCGAGGAAAAGACUCAAGAAGAGCAUGAAGAAAUAGACAAACGUAAUAAAAAUAUGGCCCAGUAUUUAAAAGAAAAGCUCAAUAAUGAAAUAGUUGCAAAUAAAAGAGAAUCAAAGGGCAGCAGCAAUGUCCAAGAAACAGAUGAUGAAGAAGAUGAAGAAGAUGAUGAUGAUGACGACGAAGGAGAAGAUGAUGGUGAAGAGAGUGAAGAAACGAACAGAGAAGAGGAAGGCAAAGCAAAAGAACAAAUUAGAAAUUGUGAGAACAACUGCCAGCAGGUAACUGACAAAGCAUUCAAAGAACAGAGAGACAGACCAGAAGUCCAAGAACAAAGUGAGAAAAAAAUAUCAAAAUUAGAUCCUAAGAAGUUAGCUCUAGAUACCAGCUUUUUGAAGGUAAGUGCAAGGCCUUCAGGAAACCAGACAGACCUGGAUGGGAGCUUGCGGAGAGUUAGGAAAAAUGAUCCUGACAUGAAGGAACUCAACCUGAACAACAUUGAAAACAUCCCCAAAGAAAUGUUACUGGACUUUGUCAAUGCAAUGAAGAAAAACAAGCACAUCAAAACAUUCAGUUUAGCCAAUGUGGGUGCAGAUGAAAAUGUAGCAUUUGCCUUGGCUAACAUGUUGCGUGAAAAUAGAAGCAUCACCACUCUCAACAUCGAGUCCAAUUUCAUCACAGGUAAAGGGAUUGUGGCCAUCAUGAGGUGUCUCCAGUUUAAUGAGACACUAACUGAGCUUCGGUUUCACAAUCAGAGGCACAUGUUGGGUCACCAUGCUGAAAUGGAAAUAGCCAGGCUUUUGAAGGCAAACAACACUCUCCUGAAGAUGGGCUACCAUUUUGAGCUUCCGGGUCCCAGAAUGGUGGUCACUAAUCUGCUCACCAGGAAUCAGGAUAAACAAAGGCAGAAACGACGGGAAGAGCAAAAACAGCAGCAACUCAAGGAACAGAAGAAGCUGAUAGCCAUGUUAGAGAAUGGGUUGGGGCUGCCCCCUGGGAUGUGGGAGAUGUUGGGAGGACCCAUGCCAGAUUCCAGAAUGCAGGAGUUCUUCCAGCCACUGCCGCCUCGGCCUCCCAACCCCCAAAACAUCCCCUUUAGUCAACGCAGUGAAAUGAAAAAGCCAUCGCAGGCGCCGCUGUACAGGACAGACCCUGACUCCUUCCGGGUGGUGAAGCUGAAGAGAAUCCAGCGCAAAUCUCGGAUGCCAGAAGCCAGAGAACCACCAGAGAAAACCAACCUCAAAGAUGUCAUCAAAACGCUCAAGCCAGUGCCAAAAAACAGGCCACCCCCAUUGGUGGAAAUCACUCCCAGAGAUCAGCUUCUAAACGACAUUCGUCACAGCAAUGUCGCCUAUCUUAAACCUGUGCAACUGCCAAAAGAACUGGCGUAAGAGGCAACAGAGUCAUCUAGAAGAACAAGAAAUGGAAAUAGUGACUCUUGGAUUACAGCAUGGAGACUAUGUCAGCAGCAAUACUUUAGGAUCCACGUGGCAGAACUGGGAACAAUGCUACCAUCUGAUAAGGGUAUUUGUAAAAGGCAGAAUGUUUGGGCCAUGAAGAAGUAGGGGCUGAAGAGGAAGGUGGAAGGAGAUAAAAUAUAAUAUUCAGAGGCAAUAUUUUCUACUUGCAAUCAAUUUGUGUGACUUAGGUGAAAUUUAGAGUCGUAUUUCCAGAAGCAGAAGUUAAAAACAAAAUUUUAAACAUUUGCUUUAUUAUUGUUUUCUUCUGGUAAAUAAUAAAUAUAACAGAAGUGUUAACUAUUGUAUUCCCAUUUUUUUCUCCUUCCAUCUCUUCUGCUGUAAUUCAUCACAUAGUAUCUUAAAGGGAACAAAUAAUGUUCCAUCCUAUGGAAAUGUGAAGGAUGAAUUGAGCUCCUGGCCCUUCUGAUGCUUUGAAAUGAAAGGAUUGUUCCUUAGAGCUUCUCUGCAGAAUCAGUGGAGAUUUUCAGUUUCCUACCCUGUCUGGCUUUCUCUCUUGGCGAUUCCCUUGGUGUUUUGGAGUAUUCUUUCUAUGGGGGUACCUGUGAGGGGCAGAACAUGUAAGCCACAGAACAUGGCGAAAACUAAGUGUCACUAGGCAAAGUAAUGGGAAAGUAAACCCUGCAUAUAUGAAAACUUCCUGGCAGCAAGUUUUCAUAUAUAGAGGGACAAUGGGAGACAGCAUGCUGUUUUUAUAGAAAAAAAGUUUUACAUAAUAUAGUUAUUGACAAGCUUUUGGUUUUGGCUAAAUACACACACACACACACACACAAACACACACACACUCAUAUAUGUUCACUCUGUAAGUCUAAUUUGUUUUUAUUGCUCUCAAACAUAUUUUAAAGGAAACUUGCUUACAGGAUUAAACUUGAACUACUUAUCCUAUUCGUUAAGGCACUACUUUGCCUGGCCCCAAUUUACUAAUCCUGUCUCAUCUCCCACAAAUUCUGUAUACUCCUCUUAAUGAAACAUCCUUGUGCACACCCUUAUGCCUUUGCUCACAUUAACCCUUCCAAGAGACUUGCUUCCUGUUCUCCAUUAAUGAACGUCCUACCCAGUCCUCAACUCCCAGGUCAGGUCCUGUGUCCUCCAUAAAAAACUUUCCAGACAACUCCAAUCUGUCCUUCUUCCAAGUUCCUAGAGGCCUUAAUUAUUCAUUCUAGCCACUAGGUGCAUAGAAUUUGAGACUUUUGUAAUAAUAGAAGUAGUGUGAACCCUAGAAAUUAGAAAAUCAAGCUUUGGGCCAGGCGCGGUGGCUCACGCCUGUAAUCCCAGCACUAUGGGAGGCCGGGGAGGGCAGAUCUCCAGAGAUCAGGAGUUCGAGACCAGCCUGGCCAACAUGGUGAAACCCCGUCUGUACUAAAAAUACAAAAAUUAGCGGGGCAUGAUGGCAGGCACCUGUAAUCCCAGCUACUCGGGAGGCUGAGGCAAGAGAAUUGCUUGAACUGGGGAGGCAGAGGUUGCAGUGAGCCAAUAUCGCGUCACUGUACUCCAGCCUGGGUGACAGAGUGAUACUCCAUCUCAAAAAAAGAAAUAAAAAUAAAAAGCUUUGGUGCCUUUUCUCUCUUUACCUGAGUAAAUAAUUGGCACCUGCCUUCUUUCUCCUUUUAUGUUAUCAUAAGUGGCAUGUAUCAAACCAAACAGGCUAGGGGAGAAUAGGUCUAAUUGGGACAAGCUUAAAAACAACACAUUAUUUGGAAAGACAAGCCAUGGGAAAGAAAUAUGGUGUUUCUAUUUUUUUUUUAAGAUAAUUUAGUAUGUACAAAAGUAUCCAAAUUUAAAUAUAGUUUUCAAUGGCUGAUAGUUUUGUUUUCUCACCCUUCAAUAUUUCUAGAAAACAUCCUUGCAUACAAAGCAGGAGAGCUAAGAAAGGGCUGUAACAAACAAAACUUUAAGUGCCUAGCACAUACUACAUCUAAGAGGCUAAACUCUGAUAGGAAAAGCACUUUAAACAUAAUUAAAAGCUUAAUGUAAAUUAGUAGUUGAAAUUCUAGGCCAGCACAGUGGCUCAUGCCUGUAAUCCCAGCACUUUAGGAGGCUGAGGUGGGUGAAUCACAUGAGGUCAGGAGUUCAAGACCAGCCUGACCAACAUGGUGAAACCUGGUUUCUACUAAAAAAAAAAAAAAAAAAAAUUAGCUGGGCAUGGUAGCUUAUGCCUGUAAUCCCAGCUACUUGGGAGGCAGGAGAAUCGUGUGAACAUGGGAGGCGGAGGUUGCAGUGAGCUGAGAUUGCGCCAUUGCACUCCAGCCUGGGCAACAAGACCGAAACCUCAUCUCAAAAAAAAAAAAAAAAUUCUAGAAAGCUCCUACGCAUUUGUUUGUAUAGCCACAGUAUUAAUAAAGUCAGGAAUUUCAAAAUGUGCUGUAAGAGGGUUUUUAUCUUAGAUAUACAAGAAGAAAAGAUCCAAUUUCAUGGCUUAUGGCCUCAAUACACAGGUUUUGCCAAAAGAGGUGAAGCAGUUCACAUUAUUCUUUUUCUACCACCCAACCCUAAAGAUCUUAGUUGCAGGUUUUAGCUUGUUUUUCAAAUGUAAUCAUAAUUUACAACAUUUAUAUGUUACAUUUUUCUAUUAUUACCCUUCCAGAAUUGACCACUGGCCAUUGGUAAUUACAAGUACCUUUUUUUUUAUUAGUUUCUCCAAAUUUAUUGUAUUUUGUCAGCAGAAUUCACCUUGUAGAAAAUGGAAGGGGCUAACAUGUAUAUAAAACUCAUGCCAGGUUUAAAAAUAGGAUCCCACUAGAAUUGUUUUAUUCUGGCUGCAAGUUAAUAAAGUAUUCAAGCUUUACUAAACAGUAUUUGAAACAGCUGAAGUGUUUGCUUCACUGUUUAUAGGGUCAUCGCCAAGUUUCUCAGGUAUUUAAGACAGAUGUGCAUUAAAUAAAGUCUCACCAAAAAAACCUUUAAUCAAUUUUAUUCUUCAUAUUUGGGUAAGGGUACAGAUUCUAGACCAUGUCUGUGAAGUCAUGGUGAUAUCACUGUGCUAAAGAUUGUGGCUGUAGGUUGGCUGAGAAUUUAAAAUGCAAGAAAAA
This is a messenger RNA of Symphalangus syndactylus (siamang), 4999 nucleotides long. RefSeq names its product leiomodin 3 (gene LMOD3). Lineage: Eukaryota; Metazoa; Chordata; Mammalia; Primates; Hylobatidae. Gene Ontology annotation, cellular component: cytoskeleton; myofibril; striated muscle thin filament. Gene Ontology annotation, biological process: actin filament organization; muscle contraction; pointed-end actin filament capping. Gene Ontology annotation, molecular function: tropomyosin binding. The record is from RefSeq and is a predicted model, not a curated record.